AUGGAAAACGAUUGUUGCUUCCAUGUGAGAAAGUGCCACAAGUGCCAGGCUUUCGUGGAUAACGUCAAUGCUCUGCUCGUACCUUUGAACAUCUUGACGGCGCCUUGGCCAUUCUCUAUGUGGGGAAUAGAUGUGAUUGGAGCUAUUGAGCCCAAGGCUUUGAAUAGACAUGGCUUCAUUUUGGUUGCCAUCGACUACUUUACCAAAUGGGUUGAAGCAGCAUCAUAUGCCAAUGUGACAAGGAGCGUGGUGGUCAGAUUCAUCAAGAAAGAGAUAAUCUACCGGUGGCGACUCUGCUCGUUUUCUCCCUCGGAGACAAACGCUUUUGCCCAUCUGUGUUGGCCUUUUCGCACCCCCGUCGAAGGGCAGGUUGUGACAGUUGGUGACUCCGCUGAGGACUUGUUAGAGAGUUAG
This is a messenger RNA of Glycine soja, 414 nucleotides long. RefSeq lists its product as uncharacterized. NCBI's taxonomy places the organism in Eukaryota, Viridiplantae, Streptophyta, Magnoliopsida, Fabales, Fabaceae. The record is from RefSeq and is a predicted model, not a curated record. Bases 1 to 414 code for a protein of 137 amino acids. The transcript has 2 exons. Gene Ontology annotation, molecular function: nucleic acid binding.